Molecule: messenger RNA, 1074 nt
Organism: Mesorhabditis belari
Lineage: Eukaryota; Metazoa; Nematoda; Chromadorea; Rhabditida; Rhabditidae
Source: the annotation of a GenBank genome assembly
AUGGAUGCUCCAAAAAAAUGUGCCUCUGAUAUCGGUUUGCUUCUAAAUGAUUCAGCGGUCAAUUUGAAUGGCACCGAAAAUUAUGUGAACGGACUCAGUUUGCCCAAUUGCACAUACGAAGCUCGAACAAUCCACAUCAAAUCCUAUACCUAUGAGCGAUGUCGUGGACGCUUUGUUGGCAAUUUGUUUAUAGCUUGGAACUCAACCGACCCAACAUAUGUGAACACUUUCGGUUUCUCGAUUCGCGUCGAACCGUGGUUUAACGAAGAUUAUGAUUACCAAAUCGGAAUGGUGACCAAAGAGCAGGGAUUAAGUUGGGAAUUUCGGUACUCCGAACGUCCAAUGUGGGUGCUGCUUCCGUUGGAGAUCGACAAAGUCAACAAACUCACGAAGCUCACGUCGACCGACACAACCUGUGCCUACGAUCUUUUUAUCGGAAUGCCGCCCACAGGAGAUUCGGCUAACAACGAGCAAACCCUAUUACGCCAUUACUCUGAUGCUGAUCCAUUUGAUCCAAUGAGUAUCGGUGGCGGUGAUCAGUUCGACGACCUGCUCGACUCGUUCCUCUACAGUCUCCGUUUACCAGCCAAGUGCAUGCCUCUGCUCGAGAUUGCCGCAUCCGGUGAAAAAUCAAGCGGUUCACGUGUGAAUCAAACAAUGUCCGCGGGAAAAUGGACUUUCAUCGCCACCCAAGCCUACAUGUCCCCAUUCGACGAAAUGUCAACCAAUUUUCAAGUUGAUCGCGCGUUUCUUUCUGAAGAUGAUCCAGUCGAUCUGGUGCUUGAAAUAAUGGAAUAUCAUAGCGGAAAUCUUGUUGUCAAAUUCCUCGAUCGACACGAGCAGAGCGUAAUGGAUGAUUAUUGUUGGAGUAAACCAACGAAUGUCCCAUUCAACACGACACUUGUCUACGGAUUGCCGACUAAAGUGGCAGCUGUUGUCACCUGGACACAAGGUGAUGAAGAAGCGACGGCUGAUGCGGAACCAAAAGGUGACAAAACUUAUUUGCCAAACCAAAGGGGGAAAAUGCAGCGAAUUUUGCUUGAAAAAGUGGAAACAGGACGUGCCGGCGAAGGA